Coregonus sp. 'balchen' is the source of this 9907-nucleotide messenger RNA. The record is from the annotation of a GenBank genome assembly. NCBI's taxonomy places the organism in Eukaryota, Metazoa, Chordata, Actinopteri, Salmoniformes, Salmonidae.
AUGAAAUACAAGUCGGGCAUUCUUUUAAAGAAUUCACACCGAGCUCAGUCAGUACACAUUCAUUGCAUUGGAUAACCAGGUAGAUAAUUGCUCACACCCAGCCUGCUGGUUUCCAUUCUGCACCUGAAGGAGUUAAGAUGACUUGUCUGUUCCUUCAUUCAGAUGAUGCUCUUUCUAAGUGUAGGGUGGCAUGCCACAUAACUAGCCUAACUUACUGCCAGUCACCAUCAUUUCAUUGUAAAUGAAUACUACACUCUAUUAGUAUUAUGGUAAUUAGUCCACUGUUAAUGCAUGUCAGCACAGCAGUCAAGUUUUCAAGAUAGAGCACUUUCAGUAAAGUAAAAUUUUGAACUUUGCUCUCUAUCUAGACGCCACCGCUGCCCCCACCGGCCCACAGCUCUGUAUGGAAAGCCCAAUAAGACAUGUGUCCUGACAGAGUACACAGAGAAGUACCCCGCCUAUGGAGGAUACAACCCGCCCCAGAGCCUGAAACCCAAGCCUGUUAACCACGGUGACCAGGGGAGAAUGGAUGGAACUACUACAUUCAAGUAAACGCUUUGUCAGGGAUCACACCCUAAUGAAACAAGAAUCCCUUUAAAGUACACUACUUUUGGCCAGGAAUGCCACAUAGGGCAGGGGACAAAAGUAGUGUACUACCAAAAGUAAGGGAAUAAGGUGCUAUUUGAGACUGUGUCAAUCUUCUGCUCUUCAACCACUCUCAUUUAAUGCAAAGCCCUUUGAGGCACAUACACACACACACACACACACCCCCUCAUGCAAGCCGUGAGGUUUUGAGGGGAUUUUGGAAAAUAUACCUUUUAAGUGGUCUCUAAAAGUCGCGCCGAUUCCAUAUUCCACGGUAAAUCUCUUAUGUAGAUAUCACUAACUAUAUUAAUCAGGAGUUAUCCACAAAGGUCUCAAUACCAAAUGAAUUAAAAAGACUGGUGUUUCUCUCUCUCUCUCUCUCUCUCUCUCUCUCUCUCUCUCCAUAGGACUGACUUUAUUCCCUACGAGGUGACUCGACGACCGGGGAAACAGCAGGCGGAGUACAAACCCAAACCUGGAAACAUAGAUCUGGGGACCACCUACAAACAGGACUACACCCUUUAUGAGGUCCACCCCUUCGCCCCUUCCAGGCCCAGGGAGAGGGUACGCGCAACAGGGCACAAAAUGGAUACAGUGCCUACUUACAAAGGUGAGCUAUUCUGCGUUGUUUGAUGACAUACCACACAUAUUACACAUUACACAUUUCUACAAGUGGGACCGCACAGUGACCCUUAUUUUAGUAAUAUACAGUGCCUUCGGAAAGUAUUCAGACCUCUUGACUUUUUACACAUUUUGUUAGGUUACAGCCUUAUUCUAAAAUUGAUUAAAUUGUUUUUUUCCCCUCAUCAAUCUACACACAAUACCCCAUAAUGACAAAGCAAAAAUGGUAAUUGCUAAUUUAUUAAAAAUAAAAAAAUUGAAAUAUCACAUUUACAUAAGUAUCCAGACCCUUUACUCAAUACUUGGUUGAAGCACUUUUGGCAGCGAUUACAGCCACCUGUAUUUGGGGAGUUUCUCCCAAUCUUCUCUGCAGAUCCUCUCAAGCUCUGUCAGGUUGGAUGGGGAGCGUCGCUGCACAGCUAUUUUCAGGUCUCUCCAGAGAUGUUCGAUCAGGUUCAAGUCCGGGCUCUGGCUGGGCCACUCAAGGACAUUCAGACUUGUCCCGAAGCCACUCCUGCGUUGUCUUGGCUGUGUGCUUAGAGUCGUUGUCCUGUUGGAAGGUGAACCUUCGCCCCAGUCUGAGGUCCUGAGCGCUCUGGAGCAGGUUUUCAUCAAGGAUCUCUCAGUACUUUGCUCCGUUCAUCUUUCCCUCCAUCCUGACUAGUCUCCCAGUCCCUGCCACUGAAAAUUAUUAUUAUUAUUAUUAUUAUUAUAAAACAUCCCCACAGCAUGAUGCUGUCUCCACCAUGCUUCACCGUAGCGAUGGUGCCAGGUUUCCUCCAGAUGUGACGCUUGGCAUUCAGGCCAAAUAGUUCAAUCUUGGUUUCAUCAGAUCAGAGAAUCUUGUUUCUCAUGGUCUGAGAGUUUUUAGGUGCCUUUUGGCAAACUCCAAGCUGGCUGUCAUGUGCCUUUUACUGAGGAGUGGCUUCCCUCUGGCCACUCUACCAUAAAGGCCUAAUUGGUGGAGUGCUGCAGAGAUGGUUGUCCUUCUGGAAGGUUCUCCCAUCUCCACAGAGGAACUCUAGAGCUCUGUCAGAGUGACCAUCGGGUUCUUGGUCACCUCCCUGACCAAGGCCCUUCUCGCCUGAUUGCUCAGUUUGGCCGGGCGGCCAGCUCUAGGAAGAGUCUUGGUGGUUCCAAACUUCUUCCAUUUAAAAAUGAUGGAGGCAACUGUGUUCUUAGGGUCCUUCAAUGCUGCAGAAAUGUUUUGGUACCCUUCCCCAGAUCUGUGCCACGACACAAUCCUGUGUCGGAGGUCUACGGACAAUUCCUUCGACCUCAUGGCUUGGUUUUUGCUCUGACAUGCACUGUCAACUGUGGGACCUUAUACAGUGGGGAAAAAAAGUAUUUAGUCAGUCACCAAUUGUGCAAGUUCUCCCACUUAAAAAGAAGAGAGAGGCCUGUAAUUUUCAUCAUAGGUACACGCCAACUAUGACAGACAAAUUGAGAAAAGAAAAUCCAGAAAAUCACAUUGUAGGAUUUUUUAUGAAUUUAUUUGCAAAUUAUGGUGGAAAAUAAGUAUUUGGUCAAUAACAAAAGUUUCUCAAUACUUUGUUAUAUACCCUUUGUUGGCAAUGACACAGGUCAAACGUUUUCUGUAAGUCUUCACAAGGUUUUCACACACUGUUGCUGGUAUUUUGGCCCAUUCCUCCAUGCAGAUCUCCUCUAGAGCAGUGAUGUUUUGGGGCUGUCGCUGGGCAACACGGACUUUCAACUCCCUCCAAAGAUUUUCUAUGGGGUUGAGAUCUGGAGACUGGCUAGGCCACUCCAGGACCUUGAAAUGCUUCUUACGAAGCCACUCCUUCGUUUCCCGGGCGGUGAUUUGGGAUCAUUGUCAUGCUGAAAGACCCAGCCACGUUUCAUCUUCAAUGCCCUUGCUGAUGGAAGGAGGUUUUCACUCAAAAUCUCACGAUACAUGGCUCCAUUCAUUCUUUCCUUUACACGGAUCAGUCGUCAUGGUCCCUUUGCAGAAAAACAGCCCCAAAGCAUGAUGUUUCCACCCCCAUGCUUCACAGUAGGUAUGGUGUUCUUUGGAUGCAACUCAGCAUUCUUUGUCCUCCAAACACGACGAGUUGAGUUUUUACCAAAAAGUUAUAUUUUGGUUUCAUCUGACCAUAUGACAUUCUCCCAAUCCUCUUCUGGAUCAUCCAAAUGCACUCUAGCAAACUUCAGACGGGCCUGGAUAUGUACUGGCUUAAGCAGGGGGACACGUCUGCCACUGCAGGAUUUGAGUCCCUGGCGGCGUAGUGUGUUACUGAUGGUAGGCUUUGUUACUUUGGUCCCAGCUCUCUGCAGGUCAUUCACUAGGUCCCCCUGUGUGGUUCUGGGAUUUUUGCUCACCGUUCUAGUGAUCAUUUUGACCCCAUGGGGUGAGAUCUUGCGUGGAGCCCCAGAUCUAGGGAGAUUAUCAGUGGUCUUGUAUGUCUUCCAUUUCCUAAUAAUUGCUCCCACAGUUGAUUUCUUCAAACCAAGCUGCUUACCUAUUGCAGAUUCAGUCUUCCCAGCCUGGUGCAGGUCUACAAUUUUGUUUCUGGUGUCCUUUGACAGCUCUUUGGUCUUGGCCAUAGUGGAGUUUGGAGUGUGACUGUUUGAGGUUGUGGACAGGUGUCAUUUAUACUGAUAACAAGUUCAAACAGGUGCCAUUAAUACAGGUAAUGAGUGGAGGACAGAGGAGCCUCUUAAAGAAGAAGUUACAGGUCUGUGAGAGCCAGAAAUCUUGCUUGUUUGUGGGUGACCAAAUACUUAUUUUCCACCAUAAUUUGCAAAUAAAUUCAUUAAAAAUCCUACAAUGUGAUUUUCUGGAUUUUCUUUUCUCAAUUUGUCUGUCAUAGUUGACGUGUACCUAUGAUGAAAAUUACAGGCCUCUCUCAUCUUUUAAGUGGGAGAACUUGCACAAUUGGUGGCUGACUAAAUACUUUUUUGCCCCACUCUUCUUCCUUCUCUCUCUACUCACCAGGAUGACUUUAUUCCUACAGAGGAAACAGCAGGGGAGUACAAACCCAAACUGGAAAAUAGAUCUGGGGACCACCUACAACAGGACUACACCUUUAUGAGGUCCACCCCUUCCCCUUCAGGCCCAGGGAGAGGGUACGGCAACAGGGCACAAAAUGGAUACAGUGCCUACUUACAAAGGUGAGCUAUCUGCGUUGUUUGAUGACAUACCACACAUAUUACACAUUACACAUUUCUACAAGUGGGACCGCACAGUGACCCUUAUUUUAGUAAUAUACAGUGCCUUCGGAAAGUAUGCAGACCUCUUGACUUUUUUCACAUUUUGUUAGGUUACAGCCUUAUUCUAAAAUUGAUUAAAUUGUUUUUUCCCCUCAUCAAUCUACACACAAUACCCCAUAAUGACAAAGCAAAAAUGGUAAUUGCUAAUUUAUAUAAAAAAAAAAAAUUGAAAUAUCACAUUUACAUAAGUAUCCAGACCCUUUACUCAAUACUUGGUUGAAGCACUUUUGGCAGCGAUUACAGCCACCUGUAUUUGGGGAGUUUCUCCCAAUCUUCUCUGCAGAUCCUCUCAAGCUCUGUCAGGUUGAAUGGGGAGCGUCGCUGCACAGCUAUUUUCAGGUCUCUCCAGAGAUGUUCGAUCAGGUUCAAGUCCGGGCUCUGGCUGGGCCACUCAAGGACAUUCAGACUUGUCCCGAAGCCACUCCUGCGUUGUCUUGGCUGUGUGCUUAGAGUCGUUGUCCUGUUGGAAGGUGAACCUUCGCCCCAGUCUGAGGUCCUGAGCGCUCUGGAGCAAGUUUUCGUCAAGGAUCUCUCAGUACUUUGCUCCGUUCAUCUUUCCCUCCAUCCUGACUAGUCUCCCAGUCCCUGCCACUGAAAAACAUCCCCACAGCAUGAUGCUGUCUCCACCAUGCUUCACCGUAGGGAUGGUGCCAGGUUUCCUCCAGAUGUGACGCUUGGCAUUCAGGCCAAAUAGUUCAAUCUUGGUUUCAUCAGAUCAGAGAAUCUUGUUUCUCAUGGUCUGAGAGUUUUUAGGUGCCUUUUGGCAAACUCCCAAGCUGGCUGUCAUGUGCCUUUUACUGAGGAGUGGCUUCCCUCUGGCCACUCUACCAUAAAGGCCUAAUUGGUGGAGUGCUGCAGAGAUGGUUGUCCUUCUGGAAGGUUCUCCCAUCUCCACAGAGGAACUCUAGAGCUCUGUCAGAGUGACCAUCGGGUUCUUGGUCACCUCCCUGACCAAGGCCCUUCUCGCCUGAUUGCUCAGUUUGGCCGGGCGGCCAGCUCUAGGAAGAGUCUUGGUGGUUCCAAACUUCUUCCAUUUAAAAAUGAUGGAGGUAACUGUGUUCUUAGGGUCCUUCAAUGCUGCAGAAAUGUUUUGGUACCCUUCCCCAGAUCUGUGCCACGACACAAUCCUGUGUCGGAGGUCUACUGACAAUUCCUUCGACCUCAUGGCUUGGUUUUUGCUCUGACAUGCACUGUCAACUGUGGGACCUUAUAUAGACAGGUGUGUGCCUUUCCAAAUCAUGUCCAAUCAAUUUAAUUUACCACAUGUACUCCAAUCAAGUUGUAGAAACAUCUCAAGGAUGUAAAUGAUAAAUGGAAACAGGAUGCACCUGAGCUCAAUUUCGAGUCUCAUAGCAAAGGGUCUGAAUACUACAGUUUUUUAAUUUGUAAAAAAUAGUUUUCGCUUUGUCAUUAUGGGGUAUUAUGUGUAGAUUGCUGAGGAAAUUGUUUUAUUUAAGGCUGUAACGUAACAAAAUGUGGAAAAAGUCAAGGGGUCUGAAUACUUUCCGAAGGCACUGUAUAAUAAAUAUUUGCUUUUAAAAUUAAUACACUGCAAUUUCUAUGGGAUCUUUUAUACAUUAAAAUUACAUCAUAACAAUAAUAAUGAGCUCUAUAAAUAAACUAUGGUUAUUACCAAAAUGAACACUUAAAAAUCAUUCUUAAUGUUUCACCUCCAGAGGAUUUCCGACAGUGGGAGAUGUGCAAGCGGGAGCUGAAGAAACCCGACCUGAGCUACCACCCUCCAGACGCCAAGUUCGACGGCCACACCACCUUCCAGGACGACUUCCUCACCCGAGGCCUGGCCCCCAGAGAGAGCUUCAAACCCUCCAGUAGCCCCAAAAUGUCUGAUGCCCCCUUCGAUUGCGUGACCAGUAACCAGCAGUGCUAUGUGCCCCACCCUCUGGAGGCGCGCUGGGUGAAGGCUCCAGAGCCCUAUAGACCCAGUAGCCAGCCCUUACAAGAUCUUACCACCAACCGAAGAGACUACCAGGGCCUGCCAGGACAGCUGCCCCAGAGCUAUAAGCCUAACCCUGGAAAGGUAAUGCUGUGUUUAAUGAUAUCUCACUAGUCUCUCGUGGACAGACUACGUAAUCGAGCAUCUGACCAAAUUACACAGGAUUUUAGUGCUGGGUUAACCCAGAUUAAUAUCUCACUAACUCACUCAUCUUUGCUUAUCUUUUCUGGGCCAGUGAUAACAUUCUACUCUAUCCCACUCUACUCUGUUCCUAGGUGACGUCUGACAUUCCGUUUCAGAGCAGCACAGAGUUUACGGAGCGUUUCCAGCAGUGGCCCGUGUCCCUGCCUCAGCUGCGCAAGAGCCUGCAGUACGUCAGCCCCACAGAGCACAUGGACAUGAGCACCACGUCUGGUGCAGACUACGUCCGACACAACAUCCAGCCCUUCAUCUCCGCCAAGCCCUUCAAUCGGCCCAACAAGUCAUCAGCUCCCUUCCAGGUAGGGAUGGGUCCACAUAUCAGUCUAUUAUCACUGGACUGAUAUAUCGCUGAACGGUUGUGUUGUUGUACUUAUAUGUAUCGCCUAUGGACGUUCUGAUGUAAUAUUAUAGUUAUAUUGUUCACUAAAUUGUAUGCUGUCAAAUUCUUGGGAUAUUAUUUCAACAGCACAUGAAUAUGAUUGAAUGUUUUGUUACUCAUUUUGUCCAAGAACCGGGUGGGUUGGGAUUUUUUGGGGUACGUUUAUCGUAGCAUCACAAUGAACAUUCCCACCCCACUACCUCCAGGUCUGCACCACCAUGAGAGAUGACUACCAGCCUUGGGAGGUCAAGAGACAGGCCAUGAUCAAGAAGCCUGAGGAGCUGCAGAGAGCCACCGAACGGAUGGACUACCUCUCCACCUUCAAGGUCAUUCAAGACGUUUCUGUUUCCACUGGCAUGCCAGGGCAAAUCUCAAAUCACACCCUGCCUAUAGAAACAUCAUUCUGGGAGGAGCACAGGGUCAGCUACAUUGUAGCACCUCUGGAGUUGUUUUAGGGGCUAAGUGCCCUGCGGAAGGACACAACAAUAGGAGAUACUAUAGUGCCUACCAUCUGAAAUCACCAGCCAGUUCCCAGUACCGCCUCCAUGUAGUGCACUAGUUUUGGCCAGAUAUGGGUGUGUUAAGGGUGUUCUUUGAAACACUGCUCAAGUAUCUACACUUUUAGAAAAAAAGGGUUCCAAAAGGGUUCUUCUGCAGUCCCCAUAGGAGGACCCUUUUUGGUUCCCGGUAGAACCCUUUUUUUGGUUCCAGGUAGAACCCUUUUGGGUUCCAUUUAGAAUUCUCUGUGGAAAGGGUUCUACCUGGAACCAAAAUGGUUCUACCUGGAACCAAAAAGGGUUCUUCAAAGGGUUCUCCUAUGGGGAUAGCAGAAGAACCCUUUUAAGUUCUAGAUAGCACCUUUUUUUCUAAGAGUGUAGCAGAGCCCCUGUCUCUCUUUGGCCCUAGGUCACAUUCUUAUAAGCUGUUGUUUGAAAUUCUAUUCUAUUCGAUUGUAUACUAUUAUCCAGGCCCACUUUACACCCCACGAGCUGCAGCCCAGUGUGAGCUUCAAGCCAGCUCACGCCCCAAUGAGGACUGAUGCCCCAUUGGAGGGCGGCACCAUGUACAGCACAGAGUUCACCCCCAAGAGGUAACACACACACAGAGUUACCCCCAAGAGGUAACACACACACAGAGUUACCCCCAAGAGGAGACAGACAGACACACACACGCACACACACACACAUACACAUACGCUAAGCAUUUCGCUGCACCAUUUAUAUCUGCUGUAAACGGUGUACGUGACAAAAAACAUUUGAUUUUGAUUUGAUUUGACACACACAGAGUUAACCCCCAAGCAUUUAGUCUGGAGUCUCCUGGAGUCCGCCGUUACGUCCCAGCAGGCACUAAAGCUAUACUGAGAUGUAAAAGAACAACAGUGAAGCUAUUUUACUGCCAGAAUGAAACGAAUGACUGUGAUGUACAACUGAAUCACUUUUAUAACCUCAAGCUUACUGAGUGCUAGUGAGUUCUGUGAAUUUGUGGAUGAUUAUCAUGUGCUGACCUUGCAGCAAGAUGAUUUUCCACGAGAACAGACAAUAAAGUAUCGCAUCUUAUAGAUAGUAUGGUAUUUUAUCGUAUAUCAUUCAGGUAAUGGUAUGAUAUUGUGUUGUAGGAUCAGCAUUUGUCCAGCCAGCUAUGACUCGCCGCUGGGCUUCGUGUUUGAGGACAGCGACGACAGGGGACACAGGUUCUACAGGAAGUUGCCGUCUAAGGACAGGAACAAGAUGGCUGCUGGCAUGGCGGUGGCUGUGGUAUCAUAACGUAUGACCAUGAUAUUUGGUGACCCAUGCUUUUUAUCUUAAAAAGAGCAUGUUAAAGCAAAACUAACAGUCUGUUAUGUUUUUUAUUUUAUUUUGGUACUACCUGAAUAGUAAUUGAUAGUAAUUAUCAAUGAUCAAUUGAAUAGUUGGCUAAUCAAAACAAGCACUAUUUAUGUAUUAAUCAAUUAAUUAUCCUUGUGUAUCCAUGUGCCAAAUUCUGCAAAAAGUCAUCACAGUCAAACAUUUGUUGAAAUUCACAAACAUAAUGCAGUACUUUCUGGGGACAUUUUCGUAUUGCAAAAUAAUUGUUCAAAGUGCAAAAGACAUACCGAAAACGUCAUUAUAAUCUUGCAGUGUGAUUUAAUUUUAAGGGGGCGAUUUUUUUACUAGAGUUUAGUAAACAGCUAUACAAAAAUAAUCUUUAUAAUGCACAUUGUUGGAAAAAAGUUUUAUAUAAUGCUUUUGCACUAGGAAAAUGUCUCCCUCUGUGUGUCAUAAUAAUGAGUUUACCAAGCAGAAUAUCAGGUGAUCAAACUGUCUUUAUUGUCUUAGUAUGUUGUCUUUCUAGAGCACUUAAAAGUUUUGUUCCAAAAACAUCUUCAUGGUGUUCCUUCAAUCCAGAUAGGAUUUUACAAACAGUAUUCAUGUCAACACCCAAUGUUAUGGUAACGUUAUCGAUAUGUUGUAGUAAAUAUCAGUAGCAUUGAUUAUUGUCAGUAUGCGUUUGUUUGAGUGAGUGGCACUUGAUCAUGUAUCUGCAAAACACAUGACAUGUAUCUACAAAACAUUAGAGAUUGAACAUAAAUGCAUGAGAAUAAAACCAGAAGGGAAAGGUAUUAAACAUACCUGUGAUCCAACAACAGCAAGUGCUUAUUAAUGUACUGUACGGUUUAUAUCGAGUCUUUUUAAACAGGCGUUAUGAACACAACUAAAUAAGGUAAGAAAAUAAAGUCCCACAAAAAAUCUACAUACUCUCAAUGUACAAUAUUGCACUUAAAAACACAGUAUAUACAAGACAUAUUUUACAAUGCAGCACAUUGGUUGGAUAACCAAAACAAUAGCUAAAAACGAGUGGACCCCAUUAUUCAAAAAGAGAACAGAGAAAUAUGACUGUUAUCUCUAGGGGCCCGUCCCAAAUGGCACCAUAUCCCCUACAUAGUGCACUACUUUGGA